CCGAUUCCACAUUCCACUGGCCGGGUCACUUUUACAGCCUUGUCUCCUUCUCGACACACUCUUCAUUGGUAAAUUGAGGUGAACAGACCUUUAAACUUCAUCAUGUACUGCACACGACUCAUCGCACCGGUUGCCAGAUCCACCUUAGUGGCUGGAACCAAGAGUUACCUUCGGCCGAUGAGCAGCGCAGUCGCGCAACUCAACCAAAGUCAAUCGGUUCAGGAGAAUCAAAGGCUGAUUCCAACCAGUGUCUCCUUGUCACCAAUUGUGCGUAAUUUCCAAACUUCCUCGAUCAGCCGUGACAUUGACACGGCAGCGAAAUUCAUUGGUGCUGGAGCCGCAACUGUUGGUGUUGCAGGAUCAGGAGCUGGAAUUGGAUCUGUAUUCGGAUCAUUGAUCAUCGGAUACGCGAGGAAUCCAUCCUUGAAACAGCAAUUGUUCUCGUACGCAAUUUUGGGCUUCGCCCUGUCCGAGGCCAUGGGUCUUUUCUGCCUUAUGAUGGCCUUCUUGCUCCUCUUCGCCUUCUAAGCUAUCAAAAACAUCCAUAACCAAAUACCGAUAGUUUUAGUGCGUCACUGCCAAGGCACAGCGUGGACGUCUCGCGUUUCUCAACAUCCAAAAACAGGGGGACAAAAUGAGACGACAGCUGUUCCUGGGUACGCGGGAGUUCAUGAGAUCAUUAGGAAGACCCGAUGAACCACUGGUCCGUGGGGGAGCGACGGUGUGACAAUGGACAUCAAAUUCAAAUUUAAAUAAGAGAAUUGAAAAUAAAAAUUACAAUUAGAAAACAAAAGGGGUCGUACACGUAUAUGUAAAAAAAAUAGAAGUCGUCAGACCGUCCCAGAAUUCCCCCUUUUUUAGAAAAAAUAAAUUCAACUUCUUAAUUGUUUCAUGGUCUACUGUAAUCGUGUAGCGUUAAAUUCACAAUUGUUAUAUAUAUAUAUAAAAUGAAAAGACAAAAGUUACAGGAAAAAAAAAUUCAUUGAAUGGUUAUAAAUAAUAAAUGUAAACGAGAAAAAAUAGGUAAUUCACUGGUUAGAGAUGAAAAUGGGGCCCCACUGUCUCACUAUUCAUAGUUCCAUUUUCUCUUCCGUAUAUACACACAUACACGCGCGCGCAUGUAUUUACUCGGUGCGCUAAUAACGUUGCGAGUAGUACAUUCUCACAUUUCUUCUUUUUUUUUGACACUCUUUUGUUACUCGAGCGAUUCAUCAUUGUUGUGCCGUCGCGUACGCACGUUGUUAAAGACAACUCUUGGCGAGGAAUCUGUACAGUGAUAUCGAAUAAACAUCUUUGUCGUGAGAAUUAA
Molecule: messenger RNA, 1309 nt
Organism: Leptopilina heterotoma
Lineage: Eukaryota; Metazoa; Arthropoda; Insecta; Hymenoptera; Figitidae
Gene: ATPsynC
Product: ATP synthase lipid-binding protein, mitochondrial
Exons: 5
Coding region: 103-528 (141 amino acids)
Biological process (GO): proton motive force-driven ATP synthesis; proton transmembrane transport
Molecular function (GO): proton transmembrane transporter activity
Source: RefSeq, a predicted model, not a curated record